Metschnikowia bicuspidata var. bicuspidata NRRL YB-4993 is the source of this 1077-nucleotide messenger RNA. RefSeq lists its product as uncharacterized. Bases 181 to 1026 code for a protein of 281 amino acids. The transcript has a single exon. NCBI's taxonomy places the organism in Eukaryota, Fungi, Ascomycota, Pichiomycetes, Serinales, Metschnikowiaceae. The record is from RefSeq and is a predicted model, not a curated record.
UUAGAUGUUUGUAUUCCAAUAGCUCUCUUGCGAAUAUUUAGUUCUGCCUUGUUCGAGAGAUUCGUGGCGCCGCUUUCUUGCACCCUGCUUAUCAGUUGUUCGGCAUGGGCUCGCGCGCGUAUCGAAUAUAGAUAGCCACGCGGGCCUCUGCCAUACUCUUUAUAUCUCACCCUUCAGUAGAUGAUUCCAAAAGAGCCUUUCCUAGAUGACGACAUAAAUAAAUACCCUCGUUUUAUUCUCUCGGCGCACCAUUUCAAGAUCUCGUCAUCGGCAGAAUCUUUCCUCGAGGUAAAUACCCAGCCCCCACUGGCUCGGAGUACUCUUCGCAGACUUUCUCGGGAGCCAUAUUACCACUCAAAUAUUGGAGCCUCCAGAUCGACGUCUUCUAUCCUGCUGUCAUAUGCUCGCCCUUCCGACAUUUUUGAUUACCGGUACUUUGACCAGCUUUAUCUGGAAGAUCAUGAAGAUGUCUUGGUGUUUGAUAGCGAUUCUGACUACGGCGAUUCUGACUACCCAGACCCAAACCAUUGCGGUACAUGCGAAAUAGAUUUAUUUGGCAAAACCCCCGUAAGACACACGGCAACCCUCAGAUUUAAAAGCAAGAUUGAACAUGGAAAGAAGCUCGCUCAUUCAAAUGAAAUUUCAGAAUUGGGGGAUCAUCUUGUCCAUAUGCUCACGUUCAAAGUAAACUCACGGGCACAAUACACCAAACCACCCCGCUUCUGGCUCUCACCGUCAUCUGAUUAUUUCGACCAGCCCCAACCUCGAGCCGAUUUGAACUUUCCUACAACAUCCCACCAUCCCAGAGUCGCUAUCCCUCAAUGUGAAUCUACAUUUGUUGACUCAUUUCUCCCACCGGCUCAAGAAGACAUGAGUAAUAACAUGAAUUCAUCCGUCGGUUCGAAAGAAAAAGUAGAUAUGCCGCUAGCGAAACAAAUGCUUGCAAGCGAUGCUUAUGUAACUGAUCACAAACCAAGCACUCUGCGUGACGAUUUUGGAGUCGCUACCCCUAUUUUUAUCAUCUGAUUUAUGUUUCAUUUCAGUUGACGUCUUUUUAGUUCUGAAUGUCUGCAUAUA